Molecule: messenger RNA, 432 nt
Organism: Coccidioides immitis RS
Lineage: Eukaryota; Fungi; Ascomycota; Eurotiomycetes; Onygenales; Onygenaceae
Exons: 2
Coding region: 1-432 (143 amino acids)
Source: RefSeq, a predicted model, not a curated record
AUGGCCUUGAUCGGACGAGACCCCAACACUGGUCAGCCACCGUCCAGUUUUCCGGCAUCUUCCUCUGUUAACAGAACCAUUAUGGUUGUACCUGGAGCUUCGGGUGGCUUGUUGAGUGAUUUGACGACUUUAUCUGUUCCACUCUUGGCCCACUGUUUUUGUAGUAGUUAUCGAAUGACAUCACCACAUCAGGUGCCACCACGUCUCAACAUGGAUUGUCCAGAGUACAUGUGGGGUCCUCCAUGGACCCUGUACUCCGCACAAGAUGGCGUAUACCAUUCGGCAGAGAAUACCCUGCUCCUGCUAUCAUCGCUGUCGAUGCAGCCCUUGAGAGUCCUGUGCCUUGGAAUUGUCAAAUAUUUCCAGUUUCGUUAUGAAGUCCAGCAUAUAGGAAUGCAUCGAGCAGUGCCAUCAAAGACACCUCAAGACUAA